GGGGCGCGAGGCGGGGCUCUCGCGCGUGUGGGGCUCACGCCGGCCGGAGGAGGAGAGAGGCGCGCUCCGGGCGGGAGGGCAGCGAGGUGCUGGGGGCGCCGGGCCCCGGAGCUCUGCCCAGCCCGGCCCCGGCCGCCAGCGCGGCCGCCAGCGGCUUCCUGCAGCCGGGGAGCCCGAGCGAGCCGAGCCUGCGGAGCGAGGGCAGCCGCAUCCCCCGCGCCCCCCAUCAUGAGCCCCGUGAGCCGCCCGUGAGCCGCCCGGCCCACGACUGCUGCAGCUGCGCGCGUGGAGCUGUCCAGAAGUUGGAAUGGGCUGUGAGCCAUGAAUGGUGAUGCCCCUUGCCAGGACACCUCCUCCCAGGUCCCCGACUGGCGGGAGUUCUGCGAGCUGCACGCUCAGGCGGCGGCGGUGGACUUUGCCCAGAAGUUCUGCCGGUUCCUGCGGGAGAACCCUCAGUACGACACGCCGGGGGCCGAGGCCUCCUUCUCCCACCACUUUGCCGCCAACUUCCUGGACGUCUUCAGCAUCGAGGUGAGCCGGGUCUUCGUCUCCGACUCGCCCACCAAGUACAACAUCGUCCCCUUCGUGGGGCUCCAGCCCUGCCACAUGCCCAAUGCCCGCGGGCCGCUGCCCUGCCGGGAGGAGACCUCCACCGAGUCCCUGGACAGCAUGGACCCCGUGGCCGGGCCGCCGCCGGCCCGCUACCUGAGCCAGGCCCAGCAGGCCCAGGCCCACAAGGUUUCUUCCUACGGCCACUCCCGGAGCUCGGAGGACGUGUCUUUGCGCGCCGCGGCCAAGCCGCGGUUCAAGAAGGGCUUCUCUCUGCGCAACAUGAGCCUGUGCGUGGUGGACGGCGUGAAGGAGAUGUGGCACCGGCGCGCCUCCCCCGAGCCCGAGGCGGGCCAGCCUGCCGGCCUCCGAGCGGGGGAGCCCCCGGCCGAGCCCCGGGAGAAGUGGGCCCACCGCCUGCGGCUCUCGCGGGGCCCGGCCUCCAAGGUGGAGCUGGCGGACAUCCAGCGGGAGGGCACGCUGCGCUACAUGGUGGCCGACGACUCCAGCUGCGUGGGUGGCUCCCAGUGGCAGAAGUGCCGCCUGAUGCUCCGCAAGGCCGUGAAGGUGGAGGGCGAGCGCUUCCUCCUAGAAUUCUACGUCCCGCCCAAGGCCUCCAAACCCAAGGUGAGCAUCCCCCUCUCUGCGAUCAUCGAGGUCCGGACCACCAUGCCCCUGGAGAUGCCAGACAAAGACAACACUUUUGUGCUAAAGGUGGAGAAUGGAGCCGAGUACAUCCUGGAAACCAUCGACUCCCUACAGAAACACUCGUGGGUGGCCGACAUCCAGGACUGCACGGACCCAGGAGACAGCGGAGACGACAUCGAGCUCUCGUCCUGUGCGCAGGGAGGCUGCCUCCCGGGCCGGGUGUCUUCUUGCAGCUGUGAAUUCCUCACCGACGCAGAUGGUCCGCGGGUCCCGGAGAGGUGCUCCGGAGCCCCAGAAUCCUCGCUGGGUGCCGUGGUCACAGCCCCUCAUGGCAGGGCCAGGGACUCCACGGGCGAGCACCUGACCCACGUCCCCCUCGAGAACUUCCUUCAGACCCUGGAGUCUCCCGCCAGCACCAGCCAAGCAGGGGAGGAGUGCAGCCAGGUGGAUGUGGAGAUAGUCCUUUCGGACUAUCCCUGGUUCCAUGGGACUCUGUCCAGGAUCAAGGCGGCCCAGCUGGUGCUGGCAGGAGGAGCCCGGAACCACGGCCUAUUUGUCAUCCGCCAGAGCGAAACUCGGCCAGGCGAGUACGUGCUGACCUUCAACUUCCAGGGCAAGGCCAAGCACCUGCGCCUGUCCCUGAAUGAGAAUGGCCAGUGCCACGUGCAGCACCUCUGGUUCCAGUCCAUCUUUGAGAUGCUGAGGCACUUCCACACCCACCCCAUCCCCCUGGAGUCUGGAGGAGCUGCCGACAUAACCCUCCGCAGCUACGUGCUGGCCCAGGCCCCGUUACCUGACCCUGGCCCGGCUCCCGGCACGGCCCCCCCGCCUCCCAGCUGCUGGAGCGAGCCCCCCACCCAGCAUUACUUCUCCAGCUUCGGCCCCGGGCCCUUCCAGCCGGCUUCCCCCUCAGAGGGCGGAGGCGCCUCUUCCUCCUCGGCCUCCUCCUCCUCGGGCACCGUCCCGCACCCGCAGUACCAUCGCACCGAGGGCACGCUGAGCGCCCGAAGCCGCAGCAACAGUGCCGAGCGCCUCCUGGAGCCUCCCGGCCCCGGGUCCGAGGACUAUCAUGACAGUGAAGGCGCCCGCAACAGGACCCGGGCAGUAGAGAACCAGUACUCUUUCUACUAAGCCCAGGAAGCAGAGUCCCCAGGGCUUCUGGGCAAGGAACCCCCUUCUCUCAUGGGGGCGGGGACUGUUUGACCCGACACGGUUCCGGAGGAGUCCUCUGAGUUUCGGAGCUGGCCAGGUCCUCUCCCCUUUCUUCCCCUUCCCUCUCCCAUUUUUCUCUCUGUCUUGGUCACACCUCCUUGGGUCACUGCUCUGGAAACUCGCCCCCUGACCCAUUCUGGGGGGAGGGGGCACGGGCCACUGCCGCGUGGCCAGGAUCCGAUGUCCCUUUCCCACUCCUCCUUCCUCCCUUCCCUCCUCCCCCCAUGGAGCGGCCCAUGGGUCAUGAGAUCGAGUGCUCUAUCAGAAGCUCUUCAGUGAAGAUAUGGAUGUGAUUAAAGAGCCUGUUUUAGGGACUGCAGCAA
Antechinus flavipes (yellow-footed antechinus) is the source of this 2732-nucleotide messenger RNA. RefSeq names its product SH2B adaptor protein 2 (gene SH2B2). Gene Ontology annotation, cellular component: plasma membrane. Gene Ontology annotation, biological process: antigen receptor-mediated signaling pathway; intracellular signal transduction. NCBI's taxonomy places the organism in Eukaryota, Metazoa, Chordata, Mammalia, Dasyuromorphia, Dasyuridae. Bases 322 to 2328 code for a protein of 668 amino acids. The transcript is spliced from 9 exons. The record is from RefSeq and is a predicted model, not a curated record. Gene Ontology annotation, molecular function: transmembrane receptor protein tyrosine kinase adaptor activity.